AUGGUUGCUUUCACAACAGAACAAACGACAGAGCUUGCAUGGGGCUUGAAGGAAAGUAAUCUGCAUUUCAUGUGGGUUGUGACAGGAUCGGAAAUUGGUGAACUUCCUGAUGGGUUCUUUUUGGUGGAGCAAGCUCCUCGAGCAGCAGUCCAAGCCAAGGACUCUAGAUCCAUCGGCUACUUAAUGACCGUGGCAAAACAUGUCUCAACAUGGCCUUAG
This is a messenger RNA of Dovyalis caffra, 219 nucleotides long. The record is from the annotation of a GenBank genome assembly. NCBI's taxonomy places the organism in Eukaryota, Viridiplantae, Streptophyta, Magnoliopsida, Malpighiales, Salicaceae.